AUGUUUAUUAAAGAUUGGCCGAAGCGGUUCCUCAAAACCAUCCUGCUGCACCUGAGCCACCAUCAGGUGGAGUUGCUGAUUGAAAAUGAGGCAGAGAAGGAUUACCUGUUUGAUGUCCUCCGCAUGUAUCACCAGUCGAUGGAGCUGCCUGUACUGGUGGGAGACCUGAAGCUGGUAAUCAACGAACCAAAGAGGCUUCCUCUGUUUGACGCCAUCCGACCUCUCAUCCCUCUCAAACACCAAGUGGAGUACGACCAACUCACCCCCAAGAGGUCACGGAAGCUGAAAGAGGUGCGUUUGGAUCGAACACACCGUGACGGGCUGGGCCUCAGCGUCCGAGGAGGAUUAGAGUUUGGUUCUGGACUCUACAUAUCCCAGAUUGUGAAAGACGGCCAAGCUGAUAAUGUCGGUCUUCAGGUGGGGGAUGAGAUUGUGCGCAUCAACGGGUACUCCAUCUCCUCCUGUAUCCACGAGGAAGUCAUCAGUCUCAUCAAGACCAAGAAGAUCGUGUCACUCAAAGUUCGGCAUGUGGGAAUGAUCCCAGUCAAAAGCUCAUCUGAUGAACCUCUGAAGUGGCAGUUUGUGGAUCAGUUUGUGUCUGAGUCAGGGGAUAAGAGAAGCAGUGUGGCUGGCUUGGCAUCCAUUGGUGGGAAGGAGAUCAAGGAGAAGAAGGUGUUCCUCAGUCUUGUGGGUACCAAGGGGAUGGGCAUCAGCAUAUCGAGCGGUCCAACCCAGAAACCUGGAAUCUACAUCAGCAACGUGAAGCCUGGCUCCCUCUCUGCAGAAGUGGGGCUGGAGAUGGGAGACCAGAUUGUGGAGGUGAACGAAGUGGACUUCACCACUGUGGACCACAAAGAGGCUGUGAAAGUCCUGAAGAGCAGCAGGAGUCUGACCAUCACAGUUCUGACGGGAGCUGGAAGUGAGCUGUUCAUGACAGAUGAGGAGCGUCUAGCAGCUGAGGCCCGCAGGGAGCUGGAGAGACGGGAGCUGAUGCAUCAAAAGAGGGUAGCACUGGAGACCAACAAAAUCAUUAAAGAGCAGCAGGAGAAGGAGAGACAGAGAAAGAUGGAGUCCUCGCAGAAAUUUGCAGAAGAAGAGGAGCGAUAUAAAAAAGAGAUGGAAAAGAUUGAGGCUGUGGAGAAGAAACACACCAGAGACUGGGAGGAGGACUGGGGAUCCAAAGACCGACCAAAGAGCCCCCGGUCUAUGAAAAAUCCUGCACCUGCCCCGCCUGAGAUGAAAACCACCCCAGCUCCUAAAGCAAAAAGUUCACUCGAUGAAGCCAGCUUCUUCCCCGAAGAGGAGGAAGAAGAUGAGCAGCUCAGUCAAGGAUUUCAAAAACACGUGGAUGACUUUGACCCCUACUCCAUGUUCUCCACGGAGCAGAUAGCGGGCCGGGAUGUGAGGUUGCUGAGAAUCAAAAAGAGCGGACAGCUUGAUGUGGCUUUGGAGGGAGGAGCCGACUCCCCCUUGGGAAAGUUGGUGGUGUCCUCUGUUUAUGAAGGUGGUGCUGCCGAUAAGCACGGUGGGAUUGUCCCCGGGGAUGAACUUAUGGCCGUGAACGGGAAGAUCCUGAUCGACGCUACUUUGACUGAAGGACAGAACUCUCUGGCUCGAGCCUGGAACAGUGGAGGGGACUGGAUCGAUGUUGUGAUUGCCGUCUCCCCUCCUAAAGAUUAUGAAGAUGAAGUGACGUUCUUCUAGUCCACAUGCCAAGAAACCAGGAGCGAUCACGAAGAAGCUUCUCCUCCACCUUCAAACAAAACCUUGAGCUGCUCUUUCAGCUGGAACCUCUCGCUGCUCUUUGAGACUGAGCCAGUUGUCUUUUAGGCUGACAGCACGCGGUCCACGUUCGUUGUCCCCGUCUUGUU
Molecule: messenger RNA, 1871 nt
Organism: Nematolebias whitei (Rio pearlfish)
Lineage: Eukaryota; Metazoa; Chordata; Actinopteri; Cyprinodontiformes; Rivulidae
Gene: ush1c
Product: Usher syndrome 1C
Exons: 20
Coding region: 1-1704 (567 amino acids)
Biological process (GO): inner ear auditory receptor cell differentiation; inner ear morphogenesis; sensory perception of sound
Cellular component (GO): stereocilium tip; cilium; stereocilia ankle link complex
Molecular function (GO): protein binding
Source: RefSeq, a predicted model, not a curated record